Messenger RNA from Fukomys damarensis (Damara mole-rat), 363 nucleotides. RefSeq names its product DPEP2 neighbor protein-like. The record is from RefSeq and is a predicted model, not a curated record. The transcript has 2 exons. NCBI's taxonomy places the organism in Eukaryota, Metazoa, Chordata, Mammalia, Rodentia, Bathyergidae.
AUGUCUGACCAGAUCAUCUAUCUUCAGGCUAACUUGUCAUCUGUCCCAUGGGAGGGCAGUGCAGCAGCACCAGUUCUGGCCACAACCCCUCCUACACCUGUUUACUACCAUGUCCUCUACUGAGGAUGUGGAGAAACCCAGAUAAGCUGGCACGGAGAAACCUAUUGCCUGGUUGGUGGCUACCAGACCUAUGGGGAUACUGCCAUCGCCACCCCAGCAAAAGGCACAGCAGUGAAGCCAGCACUGAGGUGGGUCUAUGGGGAUCCUUCCAUUGUCACCCCAGCAAGGCUGAAAACCAGAAGCCAGCAUCUGCAAGGGCUCUCAAAAGACCUCGAUCUGUGGAAGAACAUAACCAAAGCCUAG